Molecule: messenger RNA, 1102 nt
Organism: Lampris incognitus (smalleye Pacific opah)
Lineage: Eukaryota; Metazoa; Chordata; Actinopteri; Lampriformes; Lampridae
Gene: gch2
Product: GTP cyclohydrolase 2
Exons: 6
Coding region: 1-603 (200 amino acids)
Biological process (GO): tetrahydrobiopterin biosynthetic process; tetrahydrofolate biosynthetic process
Cellular component (GO): cytoplasm
Molecular function (GO): GTP binding; GTP cyclohydrolase I activity; zinc ion binding
Source: RefSeq, a predicted model, not a curated record
AUGAACGGCCACUGCACGUCCCGCAAAGAUGCCAAGGACGAGUUCCGGUUACCGGGGCUGGAGGCGGCGUACACUCGCAUCCUGCGGGAGCUCGGCGAGGACACCGACCGCCAAGGGCUGCUGCGCACCCCGCUGCGAGCGGCCAAGGCCAUGCAGUUCCUCACCAAGGGCUACCACGAGACCAUCCACGACAUCCUUAAUAAUGCCAUAUUCGAUGAGGACCAUGAUGAGAUGGUGAUUGUCAAAGACAUCGACAUGUUUUCACUGUGUGAACAUCACCUAGUGCCCUUUUUUGGCAAGGUUCAUAUUGGCUAUCUGCCAAAUAAAAAAGUGGUUGGACUGAGCAAGCUAGCAAGGAUUGUAGAGAUCUUCAGUCGAAGGCUUCAAGUUCAAGAACGUCUCACGAAGCAGAUUGCGAUGGCAAUAUCAGAGGCUCUGCAGCCAAAAGGUGUAGCAGUGGUUAUAGAGGCAAUGCACAUGUGCAUGGUGAUGCGUGGCGUCCAGAAGAUGAACAGCUGCACGGUGACCAGCACCAUGUUGGGGAUUUACAGAGAAGACCCAAAGGCCCGAGAAGAGUUCCUCACACUUGCAAAGCAUGCCUAACAACUGCCGUCCACCACUCACUCCUGAGCCUCUUAUGUGGCACCUUCAUUGCACUGGGAAGCCUGUGGAUUUGUAUCCACAGUCAGGUCACUCUCAAAAUGUCAUACACUCUGCCUUGAGGGGAAAUUACAAUGCUGCAAAGCCCCUUGAGGCAAAUUUGUAAUUUUUGAUACAGGGCUAUACAAAUAAAAUUGACUUGACUUGACAUCUUAAGAAGAAUCUAUGGCGGUAACCAUGUCACUCAGUAAAUACACCGAAGCCUCCCAGCAGAAGUAGCUGCCGGUCAAACACACACUCGCACACAUACGCAAACAAAUGAUCUUUUCUCAUGAAGGGGUUAUAGGUAUCUAUAGAAAUAAAAUUGACUUGACUUUGUGAUAUAGGGUUAUACAAAUAAAAUUGACAUGACUUGAUUUUUCUUCUCAUACAUAGGUUCACCUUUGGCGGUAGCCGUCGUGAAAUCCCUGUUGAGAUGUAAGAACAGGAGACAUAAACCCUU